AUGCUCCUCCAGCUACCGGAAUUCCAAGAGGAGUUUGAAGAAGCCGACAUCCUCUAUCAAAAUGAGCCAAAGAAUCCCCUGAGAGAUUUGAAGCACGUGUGCCAAAAGGGGACGCCCUUGUUGGUCUUAUACAACAAGCUACAGCCAGGUCGCAUGUUCCGGCGCUAUCCCGACCCAACGUCGCACACUGAUCUUAGUCAGUUUAUUGAUAAUUUCAAUGCCUUCGGUCUUGGUCGAACGAAUGCUUUCACUAUACUUAGCCCUAGCCCAAAGGCUUUCACAAUACUGGACCCGACAGGGGAUAGCUAUGUUGGAUUUUUCAAGGUCGUAGAGACCCUAGAGUCAAUUUUGGGGGAACUUGUCAAACGAAAAAUUCUUAAGCAAGAACGUCUUUCUGCGCAAUUACCUUCAUAUCCCGAUGCAUUCGAGGAUGUGCGAGCUACUGUGGCUAGUUUCUUAGACACUGAACGAGAUUUCUUCGAACGGUUGAGGAAGCUGUUGUCCAUAAAAACUAAGAUGGGCCAUGAGCUCUUCAAUCGUAAAGAGUCCAAAAUCGUAUUCGGUCCGAUUGAUAGGAUUGUGGAUUGGCAGGUUGAGCUCUUGCUUGCAAUUGAGACCCAGGUCUUGAAACACCCUUUCAGCCAACGAUGGAACAUUCCGUUUACUCCCCUGGCGCGAAUCAGCAAAGAUUUUCAGGUGUAUGAUUCUUCCAGCUCUAAAAGGGGAGCCAUAUUACGUGCUAAGAUGGAAAGACGGAACAAGAUUCUUUCCGAUCUGCAUGUUUUCGCCCUGCAGCAGUUGACGGCACUUUCAGGUCUUCUCAUUUUGCACCUAGAUCAGUACGAAAAAUUCAUUGAGUCAUUAGUAACGCUUUUCCAAAAACGAGAUCCUAGAUUGACGGGCCUAGUACUUAGUGAUCUGAUGCUCGCCGUGGACGCUAUCAAGUCGAUCCAAAUGGACAUUAAACAAGCAAAAGAAAGAGUCCUCAUGAAACCAUUUUUGGUUGAUUUGAACAAUCGGAUACAGGACUGGGAAGGACACCAAGUCGAGCAUUUCGGGGAGUUAGUAAUGUGCGGAAGAUACCUAAUCAACUUUAUGGGCAAGACAAAACCGGUGGGUAGGAUGCCACAACGACAGGAGAACAAUUUUAAGCUAGAGCUGACUUCCUGGACGAUCUUGCUGAUAUGCAAGGAACAGCCGCUGGCAGCAACGAGCCCCCAAGGCUUGCGGAGCAGCAUAUUCCCCGAGGAAAGUAAAGCCAGCCAGGCCAAGUUAAACUUGGGCAUAGAAGCUAUAAUCCUGCUCCAGAACGUCACAGAGCUUGUGCCAUUGAAGAUAAACCCAAAAGAUUUCUAUCACCUCGGGGUAAGAUGGCAAAUAGAGCACUCCGCAGGGAGUCUCAAUAUCUAUUUCUCGGAGGAGAAGCAGAUGCGUGAGUGGGGAGACCAAAUUCAUGCUCUGAUCAUUCAAGCUCGUGCUAGUAGCUAUCCUGUUCGAGUUGCUAGCGGAUUUAGGUCCCCUUAG
Molecule: messenger RNA, 1524 nt
Organism: Clonostachys rhizophaga
Lineage: Eukaryota; Fungi; Ascomycota; Sordariomycetes; Hypocreales; Bionectriaceae
Source: the annotation of a GenBank genome assembly